AUGGAUAACGAUAACCCAUAUUACCAGGAAGACGUGGUUGCCUACCGCUCGCUGAGCACCGUAAAGGACUUGGAAUGGCGGCACUUGAAGAACAAGUGCCAGAAGCUACGCCUGGAAUUGGCCUGCUCUCGCCUUCGGGAGCUGGCCCUGAUGUCGAAUGUGGUUCAAAUUAUUUGGCAUGUGGAACUCUUGAUGGUAGCUCACGUGAUUCUGCUGCUAGUUCUAGUCAAGGAUGUUAUACUGGCGACCAUGGUACCCUACUUUGCGAUUAUGCUUUUCAGUCCCUUCAUUAUGCUUUUGAGCAUGCAGAAGAACGUUGGGAUGAUUACGAAUACGCUCAUCUCAUGGCUGAUGGCACUUUUUCUAACCUCUAUGGACCUAUUUUCUGACCUCCUGGGGACCAUCUAUAGUGGUGCAGCGUAUCCCACUGUGCCUUGCUACGACCACGUAGUCCUGGUCAGUGUCUACAUGACUCUACCCAUCGCAUUCUACCACGGAAGCUCAGUAUAUGUCCUGGGAAUGGUGGUAUCCAUAGUUUAUAUCGGCUACGCUUUCUAUAUGCAGUAUCUCAAUGAUCAAAUUUCCUUUUUCCUACUCUCCUCCUAUGCCAUAUACCUCCUUACCCUCAACCUGAUCUUUUCAUUUUUCACUAUAAUCAGAGACUACGGCCUUAGACGAGCAAUACUUAGCCGCUACCAGUUGGUAUACCAAAAUAUUGUCUAUCAGCUGGUAAUGAAAAAGGAGAAUGGCUUGUUAGAGUCGAUUUUACCACGCAAAAUGAUUCGCACAUUGCAGGAGGAAAUCUGCAGCCGAAUUGAGGAUCAGGAUAGGAACUUCACUCCUCCUAAGUCGGGAUUACGGAAACUGUUCUUGGAACCCUACCCGGAUGUUUCCAUUUUGGUAGCAGACAUGGUGAACUACACGCAUCUGACCACCACUCUGGAGGCUCCGCAACUGGUGGAGAUUCUGCACGACCUGUUUGUGAACUUUGACCUGGCUGCCAAUCGCAACCGAGCGAUGCGGAUCAAGUUCCUGGGAGAUUCCUAUAACUGCGUGGCGGGCAUCCCGAACUACUUUCCCGCACACGCCUCCUGCUGCGUUGACCAGGCGCUGGAGAUGAUCCAUAUUACGCAGGGCGUGAGUAGCCGGCGCGAGCUGGACAUCAACCUUCGAAUUGGUGUGCACUCGGGUGAGGUGUUUGCAGGAAUCAUUGGGCACACCAAAUGGCAGUUUGACAUCUGGUCCAAGGACGUGGACAUCACCAAUCGGCUGGAGACGUCCGGGCUGCCGGGACUGGUGCACGUCUCCCAACGGACCCUGAGCAUGCUGGACGAGCACUAUAUAUUCAGAGAGGGCACCGAGGCAGCCAAGAAUGAUCCCAUCCUGCAGCAAGCGGGAAUCCGCACCUUCCUGGUCAGCAAUCGACUUCCUGACUCAGUGGAGCCCGGCGAACUGGAGGACGAAUUGAGCAGCGCCUCCAUAAACUCAUGCCGCCUGAGCUACGGAGGAUAUUACGAGGAGAUCCAGAUCAAGGCGCAGCGCGAGAUAAUGAAGGAGGUGGAUCAAAUGGCGGUAGGGCACUGCUUCAUAGAAUGGAGACGGAGCAGCUCGAUGAAGAAAAAGGACUUCAAUGAGGAGUACCUGUUCAGCAACCAGAUCCACAUCGUGCUGGGUGUGUUCCGCAGCUGGAAGAGGGAGUGGGAAUUCCAUAACCUGCCUGACCUCAUGAUGAAGUACACCAUGCUCUUAGUUCUCUGUGCUGGAAUGGCUAUAAUGAGCAUUAACCUAAUCGAAGAAGCUACAUACCCAGAUCUUCUGGUCUUGCUCGGAAUUCUUCUCGUACUGCUGAUCCUGUGCAUUCUGGCUGGAUACAAGAAGCUUCGGCUGCAGUGGAAGAGGCUGACGCCCAUGUCGCAGCCCUCUUGCUUUCUGAGUCGCUGGUUUCUCAGGAUUUCGGAAAGAAUCGAAGACUCCCUGUUCGUAAGGGUUCCAUUGACCAUUUUGGUACUGCUCCUGCUCUACGUUAUGUCCUCUCAAGCAGUGUUUUCCUGUGAUGUAGCGAAACUGGAACUGAGUAUUAUAGAAGCCCACCUACAUAAUGAGAAGUCGUAUGCGGGGUGCUUCGGUCCAUGGACUGUCACUUACUGUGUGGUCAUCGUGAUCAGUCUUCUGUUUGUCGUCCCGGGAUGUCCGCUGGUGAUAAAGAUACUCGCCGGCCUGCUCAUCCUCGGACUCCAUUUGGGCACCGUCCAUUUAUACUACGGGUUUGCCUUUGAGAGAUCGGAGACCACUGAUUUAGGACUUAAGUCGGACUACGCCCACACCUGGUAUCUGGUGGCUCUCUUCAUUGUUCUGGUGUUGCGGGAACGUCACGUCAACUACCUCCGGAAGUUUAACUACUUCAUGCGCGUUUGCUACGAGGAAGCCCACCAGCAAACUGAUGAAAAGCUGCGCUCCAUCAAGAUCAUUAUGGCUAACAUCCUGCCCACCCACGUGGCGCAGGUGUACAAGGUGCGGCGACCCCACGACCAGCUCUACUACGAGAACUUCUCCAAGGUGGCCGUGAUGUUCGCCUCCAUCGAGAACUUUAACGCCGACACGGCGGGCCUGCGGAUCCUGCACGAGAUCAUCUGCUGCUUCGACGACCUCCUGGUUGACUACCAGACCAGGUACAAAAUCGAAAAGAUCAAGGUGAUGGGUUGGACCUAUUUGGUGGCCUGUGGCCUCGAAACGGACCACUACACAGACUUCUCCAUCGACAUUCCUGUCAAGCAACCGGAAGCUGAUUCGGAAAUGAGACGCAGAUCCAGCGUUCUGACUGUCCACUUUGGGAGUACCGAGGACGACGAAAUGAGCGGCGAUAACGUCAGCCAGCCCUACGCCCACGUGCAGGAUGUCGCCGUCUUGGUGAUGACCGAGUUCGCUCUGGACUUACUUCGCAUCAUGCACGACAUUCGGUACAACUACAUGUUCUCGGAGUACGACACAUUCUUAACGGGGAGCUUGAAGAUAGGUAUCUCCCAUGGAUCCGUAAUGGCCGGCGUUGUGGGACUCUCGAAACCCCACUAUGACAUCUGGGGUCAUACCGUCAAUAUGGCCUCCCGGAUGUCCUCCACUGGAUUGCUGGACAACAUCCAAGUGACCCGGCACACGGCAAAGGUGCUGCGACAAUUUAACAUCCGCUGCAACUACAGAGGGCACACGGAGGUGAAGGGAGUGGGCAAGGUGCCCACCUACCUGGUGGUCGUAGACCCGGAUCUCACAUUCCAAGAUCACGACCAAGUGAGCAUGAGUAUAAAGGACUCAAAAAGUUGGGUCAUCGACACUCUUUCACUGUCAUUCACCCCGAGCUUCGUGCCCCCAAAGUCUUCCACUUCGGAUGAAGAGGAGGCAGAAGGAGAGCUCGAGGAAAAUGAAUCUGAGGGUAAUGAGCUGGAGGUGUCGAUACAUGAGCGCCAAAAGGGAGGCAUCUUUCUGGCCGGGGACAUUCAUUAAU
Drosophila sechellia is the source of this 3496-nucleotide messenger RNA. RefSeq names its product adenylyl cyclase X E. The record is from RefSeq and is a predicted model, not a curated record. Lineage: Eukaryota; Metazoa; Arthropoda; Insecta; Diptera; Drosophilidae. The transcript has 12 exons. Gene Ontology annotation, biological process: intracellular signal transduction; adenylate cyclase-activating G protein-coupled receptor signaling pathway; cyclic nucleotide biosynthetic process. Gene Ontology annotation, molecular function: adenylate cyclase activity. Bases 1 to 3495 code for a protein of 1164 amino acids. Gene Ontology annotation, cellular component: plasma membrane.